Molecule: messenger RNA, 771 nt
Organism: Penicillium lagena
Lineage: Eukaryota; Fungi; Ascomycota; Eurotiomycetes; Eurotiales; Aspergillaceae
Product: YoaK family protein
Exons: 1
Coding region: 1-771 (256 amino acids)
Source: RefSeq, a predicted model, not a curated record
AUGCCCGACGAGACUCAGCCAUUGCUGGGUGGAGAUACCCGCCCAUCUCGCUCGCGUCUCUCACGGUAUCUACAGAGCGACCUCGAUCCCCACCGGGGCGACCUGCUCCUGCUUUUCUGCUACAUCAUCACCGGACUCCUGGACAGCUCAGCAGUGUUUAUCUGGGGCUCCUUCGUCAGCAUGCAAACCGGUAACACUGUGUACUUCGGCUUAGGUCUCGUGGGUAGUGGAGACGACCGCUGGAUCAAGUCCGGAGUCUCCAUCGCUGGUUUCUGCCUGGGCUCGCUGUGCUUCGCCGCCUUCCAUCGACAAUUCUCUCCACGGUCGCGCUGGGUGCUCUGCGCCUCGUUUGUGGCCCAACUGGUCUGUGUCUCGAUCGCCGCCAUUAUUGUGACUGUGUACCGACCGGCUCGGGACACGCCGCUGAGCUGGCUCGUUCUCGUGCCGAUAGCUCUGGUAGCCUUUCAGAGCAGUGGUCAAGCAGUAACCAGUCGGGUGUUGAAGUACAAUGGCUUGACCAGCGUGGUUCUCACCAGCGUUUACUGUGAUCUGUUUUCCCACCCGGACUUGCUCUCCCCCAAGGUCUUCAGCAACGCCGAGCAGAUGCGGCGCGCAGCAGCCGUUGUGUGCCUUUUGCUGGGAGUCGUUCUCGGAGGCCUGUGGGCACACAGUUCUGUGGGGAUGAUGGGCGCGUUGUGGACGGCAGCCAUUUUCAAAGGAUUGGCGAUAGUUGGAUGGCUCGUAUGGAAGGAGGACAAGAGUGGUCUAUGA